AUGGAGCCCGCUACCGUCAACCCGUUUGAGCGGCUGCCCGAAGAUCUUGUCAAAAACAUCAUGGGGCGCGUCCUGUGGAGCCCCUUUGAACUUGGCGUUACAAAAGCAAGGAGGAAGUUGCAUCUGGGGUUGCUUUGCAAGCAAUUCUGGGAAGCAAUCCCUGCUCUCGAAAUCCUUGAGUGGGAGAUUGGCAACGUUGAUGAUGAGCAGAAGUUUCUGCAUUUUGCGGAUGCAAGGCAAGAGGGGCUCCAGUUGAAGCGGCUGGCUCUCAAUGUCGCGCACCCAAGCACGUUGCAGGGGAUCCUCCAGGCCGUUGUUCCCCCAGCGCGAGAAACGCUAAAGGAGAUCUACCUUUUCCUAGAUGACAAAGAUGAGGAAACCCAGGUAGACUGGCACAGCGCUCUGUCCCUCUUCCAGGAGUGCAAGAACCUGGAGGUCCUUCAUCUUGCAAUUUGGGUUGCCUCAAGUGUUGUUACAGAGGACAAUAGUGUCCUGCAUGCAGACCAGCUCUGCCUCAAACCCUUUCCUGCCCUGCGAUCCCUCACUCUGUUUGGCUUCUUCUUCGUGGGCGAAUCCGGUACUUUCCUCCAAAGCUUCCCUUUGUUAGAGAGCCUGGAGCUUUCAGAUGGUCAGAACCACAACUACGGCUCUAACCCCCUCAAGAAGUUUUACAUGUGGGGAAAGGCUCAAUUGGGGUUGGAUGUUAGGAACCCUGCAUUGGCGACCGUCCCAGGGGGUCUACCGAUGCUUCUAGGCUUCCUGCGCAGUGGCAGCUUCUCAGAGGAAAGCGAGCAGAAAGACUGGGCUGUGCAUAUGCUGAGUGAGCUGUCCUCAGACGCAGCGUGUCGAGAGGUGCUCGGAAAGCUGCCGGGCUUUGUUGAGACGUUACUGGGGAUCUUCUGUGACCGGGAGGGUUGGGGUGACAGAAGAUUCUCUGCAUUCGAAGCGCUCAGAAGCCUUGCAACGUGCCCCAAGAACAGGAGACUCAUGGCCAGUGUACCAGGAUGCCUGCCGCAGCUGGGGGCCUUCCUGAAAGAGUAUGCCGAUGAUCUGAUGGCACCACAAGCGACAGAGCUGCUCGCGUGCUUGACAGAGGACGACGAGGUUGGGGAGGUUGUCGGGUGCAUGCCAGAGUUGCUUGGGCUUCUAGUCGGCGCUCUGGGCGAUAAGGAGUUGGCAGAGCGAGCCGCCGAGCUUCUGCUUCAUUUGAGCAGGGGAGCAGGGGUCAGGGAGAGACUUGCCAGAUCGACGACUCUCCUCCAGAAGGUUGCCAACCUUCUGACCAUGCGAAACCCCGUUGACGUGCAGACGGCAGUUGCGAGCAUUUUGUUGCAGCUGAAGCGGGACGGAGAGUGGGGGGCUGCCAUGAGCAGAGUUGAGCCGUUUUUGCGGCAGCAGUUGGACAUAAUGGGGAGCGGAGACGAGCUCGUCAGUCUGAAGGCGACUCUGACAAUCCUGACGGGUAAUGCGGAGACGUGCAAGGCGCUGUGUCAGAUUGACGGGAGCAUACAGACGCUCGUGGGGUUUCUGGGCAGCAACAGUGUGUGGUUGCAAAAUGGUGCAGUGGAGACGCUAGCCCAAGUGGUGCGACUUGUUGAGGGGAUGGAUGAGGCACUCGCUCAAUUGCCGGAGUUUGUUGGUUACCUCGUCGCGCUUGCGAGUUCGCCUAAAGAAGAAUCAAGGUGCGCGGCAGCCGAUGUGCUGGCACGUUGCUCGACAAAGAGCCCCGUGGCAUUGAAGGGGUUCCAGGUAACCAGGGAGGCAAUCGUGUUGCCCAGGUUACUCUCUUCCAUGACUUUUAUGGAGGGGACCACGCCAGAGGGCGGGAUGAGCCCGUUACAGCAUUUGAUGGAGCUUCUGAAGAGCGUGCGCCAAGAGGCGGAGAAGAAGCGAAUCGUCGCGGGCAUGCCUGGCUGUCUUGAGGGGCUCGUUGGUCUCCUGGAAUGUAGGCCCGACCUCCAAGAAGCGGGGGCGGCUACUUUGAGGUUUCUGGCAAUGGACGUUGAAGCCCGGAAAGCGGUGGCGAAAGUUCCUGGGGUUUUCGAGAGACUUCUCAAGGGGCUAGACGGAAGCGAUUGCGCUAAGGGGGAGGUUCUUCUGGUCCUCAAUCUCUUGGCGCUGGAGAAGGAGCCGUGCCGCGCAAUCAAGGAGUCCCCGGGGUGUGUCGAAAAGGUGGUUGCACUUUUGGAGGGGAGUUCGAACAUCGGUCUGCAAGCCCCGGCCGCAGCACUGCUGACUGCGUUAGGGGAGGAAGGAGCUAUCGCUGACCUUCCUGGAGUGCUCCACAAUUUGGUGAGUUACUUGGAAGAGGGGACAGGAGGUGCGGUGCAGUUGGUAGGAAUGAUGCUCUCGCACCUGAUGAAGGGGCCUGAAUUCUGGAGACUUUUCACUGAUCCCAGGGGGCAGCUCCUACAGAAAAUGGUGGGUUUUCUGGAGGGCCGGCCGUUCUGGCUGCAGCAGAAUGCAGCAGAUGUCCUGCACCACGUGGCUGUGAACCCAGAAGGCGCGAGAAGAAUGGUGGACGUGCCGGGGUGCAUAGAGAAGCUGGUCGCUUGCAUCGGUAAGAGUGAGCCAAGGCUUUCGGAGCUCGCCGGAAGGGUCCUGUUGCGCCUGACGGGGCCGAGUGGUCCGGAGGUCAGAAGACUCGUUGCCAAGGUGCCGGGCGUUGUGGAAGGUUUAUCGGACGCUUUGAACAAUGGGAGCGCAGCGGCACAAGCGGCCGCGGGGCCAAGUCUAUGCAAGCUGGCGUUGAGUGCGGAGGGCAGGGCAGUGAUGGCGCGUGUGCCGGGGUGCCUUGGCACAUUGUUCCGAAUGCUGGAGUCGGUGAAUCCAGUGGUCUGCUCAAAUGCAGUGGGUGCGUUGGCCUGGCUGGCAAAAGACAGCGGAGUUGAGCAAGCGGUCGUGAGAGCGGCCAAUGAGCAGCCUCGUGCUAUUGAAAACCUGGUGGCACUAUUAGGCAGAGGGGCUGCGGCUACUCGGGCGUACGCGGGGGGUGUUUUGGCGGCUCUCGCGAAGGAAGCGGAGAAUGCAGCGAAGAUGGUGAGCCUGCCGGGGUGUCUGGGGGCCGUGGUGCGUUUAGCGGAAGAAGGGGGGGUUGAGACAUCAGUUGCCGUUCUGCUGCUGCGAAACUUGGCCGCCCAUCCUGGGGUGCGGAUGGUCCUGAAGGGGAAACCGGACGUACGAGCGGCUCUUAUUGCCAUUUUGGACGGCAGGGCCACGGGCAACGUUCGGAGUUGCGCGGCUGAGGCGUUGGCGGCCCUGGAUUCGGGCGGGGGGGACAAUGGAGGGUUGGGGAGCGCAGAGAGCUUGCUGGAAACGAACCGGGUUGAUCCAGUUGCGUAUGGAGCGGUAAGUAGAGCGGGAGGGUCAGAAGAGGAGCCGGUAUUUGGGGAGGCUCGAAGCGAGUCGGGAGAUUCCGGGUUGGGUCGAAGUUUUUGGGUUGACGGAUCGGGGGGUCCAGGAGAGCCGGGGGCGAUGGAUGAAGCCGAGAACGCUCUGCCGACCGCGGGUAGACUGCCAAGCGCGGGGAGAUUCGCAGAACAACUGGAGAGAUUAACGGACGCCAGGAGCGGUUUGCAGAGUGCGGGUUUAGUGGCAGACGGAGCGCCGGGAGGCGCAGGGGCGGUUGGGGCUGCCGAAUCCGAAGCUGCGCCUGAACAGGAAGCAGAGCUGUCAGGGGAAAGGAGGGACGAGAUCGAUGGCGCAGCGCGAAACCGGGAACACAUAAAUGGGUCGAAGACACAAGCAGAUGUCAAGCACGAAGAAAGAGAAGGGAUCGGAAGCGGACGCGUGGCACUUCGGGCGAUCGUGCUGAAGAGGGACGAGAAAGCACGAGCGACGACCGAGACGUAG
Molecule: messenger RNA, 3852 nt
Organism: Klebsormidium nitens
Lineage: Eukaryota; Viridiplantae; Streptophyta; Klebsormidiophyceae; Klebsormidiales; Klebsormidiaceae
Source: the annotation of a GenBank genome assembly